CGGCGUGGGGGGUCACGUGGGACGGCGGCUCGGCCGUCAUGGCGGCCAUGGCGGCGGAGAAGGAAGCGGAGGCGCAGCGGCUGCUGAGCGAGGCGGAGCGGAAGGUCCGGGGGGCUCAGUCCUUCCUCGGGGGCCUCUUCGGGUGCGUGCGGGCGGCGCGGGCCGGGCGGCGGCACCGGGGAGGCCGCGGGAGCCCCGGGGGGACGUUAAUUCCAUGUUUUUCUCUGUUUCCAGAGGCAGGAGCAGCGUUCUCCAGGGUAGCCCAGCUGCAGCUGCAGCUCCAGAGCAAACACGACGCCGCCACCAAUUUCGUGGACGCCGGGCACGCCUUCAAGAAGGCAGAUCCGCAGGAGGCUGUCAAUUGCCUGCUCCGUGCCAUCGAGAUCUACACAGACAUGGGCCGUUUCACCAUCGCGGCCAAGCACCACGUCUGCAUCGCUGAGAUCUACGAGAGCGACCUGCUGGACAUCCAGAAGGCCGUGGCGCACUACGAGCAGGCGGCCGAUUACUACCGAGGGGAGGAAUCCACCAGCUCAGCCAACAAGUGCCUGCUGAAGGUGGCGGCGUACGCGGCGCAGCUCGAGCAGUUCCCGCGCGCCAUCGACAUCUACGAGCAGGUCGGGCCUUCCUCCCCUCCCCUCCUCCUC
This is a messenger RNA of Onychostruthus taczanowskii (white-rumped snowfinch), 647 nucleotides long. RefSeq names its product alpha-soluble NSF attachment protein-like. Gene Ontology annotation, biological process: SNARE complex disassembly; intracellular protein transport; synaptic transmission, glutamatergic. The transcript has 6 exons. The annotation marks the transcript as partial. Lineage: Eukaryota; Metazoa; Chordata; Aves; Passeriformes; Passeridae. The record is from RefSeq and is a predicted model, not a curated record. Gene Ontology annotation, cellular component: synaptobrevin 2-SNAP-25-syntaxin-1a complex; vacuolar membrane; terminal bouton. Gene Ontology annotation, molecular function: syntaxin binding; soluble NSF attachment protein activity.